AGUCGUCACAUCCUCUCCACUUCCUGUUUAUGUUAGCGGUUAGCAGCCGUUAGCAGCAGUCCAGUCCAUCCGCGCAUCGAAUGAAACACUCAACAUAUUCAACGGUCUCGGCUCCGCUGGGACACAAUCGAAUAAGCAGUGCCCUGACCCUAAUACAAAAAAAAAACUGCUGAUGGCAGGUAGUCUCCCAUGAGGAUGCAUUAAGCAUCCGAUUGCCUGAUUGACCGCUGUUCCAAGUGAGCCAGCCAACGCAUGUCGCGGAUCAGGAGCACACUGGACAGCGUCACCAAGGCUGUCGGCGGCACGGACCUCAUCGCCAAGUUCUCCCGCCUAAAGCCCGGGAGUCCCGCGGAAAAGUCUCCGGUCAAAGCCGAGACCCCCAGCAGCGGAGCGGCGGCCUCGGCGGCUGAAACCGCCGCGAGGGAAGGAGAAAAAGAAGAAGGCCGCGAGAGGACCAUGGCAGAGGAAGACCCGGACAAGCGACGCCAGCGAGUGGCGGGAAGUCCUUCCGCCGGCGCCAAGAAGUCCACGCCGGGCCCAGCCUCGGCAGAGAACGCGGCCGUGGCCAAACAGUCCGGGCAGCUGUUUCACCCGGCAGCUCUGUCCAACACCAUGGAUGACACCUACAAAACUCUAGCCGAGCACAUCAACAGUUACUUUGGCACCGGCACACAAGAGGAAGAAGGAGACAACGGGGCGCCGCAACAGCGCCAACACACAAAAGCGGGGGGCCCCAUUUCCGGGCCCGCUCGGGCAACUCGGGGCCACGCUCUGGUUUCGUCUCCAGUGGCCGGGGCCAAAGGUAUCGAAGCGCCCGCUGCUUCUCCUCCCCCUCCUCGCUCAACGGGAGAGCUCGGCUCCCCGACGAGGACGGCGUCCCCCGACACCCCCGCAGCUCAGCCCGUCCCCGCUGCCGCCUCCAAAAAAGGCUUCACCCGCUACCUCUCCUACCCGCGGCCCAGCGUUCAGGCGUUCGUCGGCAGCUACAUCACGCCCCUGGUCCCUAAAUUCCGAGGGGACUCCAGAAGCAUCGCGGCCGAAGGAGACAAGCCUCCCGAGGAAGAGCCCGCCGCGGAGAAGAAGCAGAAGGCGGACAGCGACGGGAAGAAAGCGGACGAAGUGAAGCGCCAGCUGCUGAUUCAAAGAGAGAAGAUAACAGCCAGGGUGAGCGUAGACAACAGGACCAGAGCCCUGGUGAGAGGCCUGCAGAGAGUCACCGAUGUCCAGCUCCUCACCAGUCGAGUGGAGGAGCUCAGCUUUCACCUCCUGGAGUUCCCGGAGACGCGAGGUGUAGCCAUCAAGGAGAGUGUGUUGCCCUGCCUGCUGCGAUUACGCCAAGCCAGAGACCUCCCUCUUCAGGCUGCUGUGAGAGAGGCACUGGCCCUGGUGGGCUACGCUGAACCAGUCAAAGGCAGAGGAAUUCGGGUCCUGGCUAUAGACGGAGGUGGAACAAGGGGACUGCUGGCACUGCAGACUCUGCAUCAACUGCAGAACCUGACCGGCAAACGAAUCCACCAGCUGUUUGACUACAUCUGUGGGGUCAGCACAGGAGCUAUCCUGGCCUUCAUGCUGGGCAUUUUUCAGAUCCCCUUAGAGGAGUGCGAGGAGAUGUACAGGAAGCUGGGCUCGGAUGUCUUCAAACAGAACGUCAUCGUUGGGACCGUUAAGAUGGGCUGGAGCCACGCGUUCUAUGACAGCGAGAUAUGGGAAAACAUCCUCAAGGAACGGAUGGGUGAGGGGCGUAUGAUUGAGAGUGCCAGGGACCCGCACUGCCCUAAAGUGUCAGCAGUGAGCACUGUUGUGAACAGGGGCCUACCGCUCAAGGCCUACACGUUUAGGAACUACAGACUCAUGCCGGGAGUGAGGUCCCACUACAUUGGAGACUGCAACCACAAAAUGUGGCAGGCUAUCAGGGCCUCUUCUGCCGCUCCGGGCUACUUCAAGGAGUUUGUCCUGGGAAAAGAUCUGCAUCAGGACGGAGGGCUGCUGAUCAACAACCCCACGGCUUUGGCCAUCCACGAGUGCAAGUGUCUGUGGCCCAACACACCGCUGCAGUGCGUGCUGUCCCUGGGCACCGGGCGCUACGAGGCGGCGGACAACAACGGCACGACCUACACGAGCCUCAAGACCAAGCUCAGCCACGUCAUCAGCAGUGCCACCGACACCGAGGAGGUGCACACCAUGCUGGACGCACUGCUGCCCCCCGACACGUACUUCCGCUUCAACCCCUACCUGAGCGAGGACAUCCCGCUGAACGAGAGCCGCGGGGAGAGGCUGAACUUCCUCAAGGGCGAGGGGGAGCGCUACCUGCAGCGCAACGACGCCAAGCUGAGGCAGGCGGCCAGCGUGCUGGGCCAGGAGAAGAGCGCCAUCCAGAGGCUGGCCGAGUGGGCCAAGCUCAAGGCCAACAUGUACGAGGGGCUCCCCUUCGUCUCCAAGCUGUAGCCGUCGGGCGCGGCAACGGCGCGACCGCGAGUUACGAAGGUAAGCAGACACGGAGCGGGACUGCUCUGAAGACACGGAAGACAAAAGGGGCAAACUGGACACGUUGUUUGGUCGUCAACGUAGCUUUAAAAAGGACUGUAGAGAAGUGUGAGUUAAUUCAUUAGGCAAGAUGACAGUAUGCCGUAAACAAUAGUGUGAAAUGACAUGUCUCUUUGGGACAGAAUGUGUGAGAUGGAGAUGGAAUAAUACACUUUGAUCAGAAUGAAGCAAGAAAGUACAAUAUUUAUGUCGUUUAAAUUUAUGAAUUUUAGGCUGUCGAUUGACUGAACGCACAAUGGGACACAAGAAUAAUGAAUAUAACUUAUUUUGUAAAAAAGACAGUAACUUGAAUACAUUAAGUAUUAAAUACAUGAUUGCACAUAAAAAGUUUGACUACCUAUUCAUAACGGGGAGCAAUGAAAUCAUGCACUUUGUAGGAAUCUUAACCAUGGAAAUGUAAUUAGUAUUUGAGUGCUAGAAAUAAGAAUACAACAAAACUAACACUGCUGACUCUUGAUAUCACUGUGCUGUAUUGACACAUACUGAUAUGGAAAUCUAUUUCUGAUACUCAUGAUAAUGUGUCGUAAUGCAAUCACUUUUUCUCCGUGAGCCGUGAUACAAAGCAUGCUUUCCAUUGUUUCCCAUUAUCCACUACGAUGCUUUUGCAUUUUAACCGAGCUGAAUUCUGGCUUUCAGUGUCACACACUUUUUACAUUGUGAGAAUGCUAGAUGCCCCAAUGCCUGCCUUCUUCAUUGCUUUGGUGGAAUAGAAUAAAACUUGGGUUUUCUUUUCAA
Molecule: messenger RNA, 3279 nt
Organism: Pungitius pungitius (ninespine stickleback)
Lineage: Eukaryota; Metazoa; Chordata; Actinopteri; Perciformes; Gasterosteidae
Gene: pnpla8
Product: patatin-like phospholipase domain containing 8
Exons: 10
Coding region: 253-2445 (730 amino acids)
Biological process (GO): arachidonate metabolic process
Cellular component (GO): membrane
Source: RefSeq, a predicted model, not a curated record